Molecule: messenger RNA, 2928 nt
Organism: Colletotrichum karsti
Lineage: Eukaryota; Fungi; Ascomycota; Sordariomycetes; Glomerellales; Glomerellaceae
Product: sterol regulatory element binding protein sre1
Exons: 2
Coding region: 1-2928 (975 amino acids)
Biological process (GO): SREBP signaling pathway; positive regulation of transcription by RNA polymerase II
Molecular function (GO): protein dimerization activity
Source: RefSeq, a predicted model, not a curated record
AUGGCCGACCAGGACCCCAACACCUUAUUUGGCCUCGACGAGUCUAACCUCGGCGUGGCGCCGUCCUUCCUCGACGACCAAGACGGCCAGAACGUCAAAUCCGACCCCAAUCGACAAACCAACAUCGCCAACGACAACCAGUCCUUCUAUGAUGCCAAUUGGGGCUUUCAGGACACACCCCCGUACGACUCCUACAGCAUCGCUGCCACCACCACCGCCGCCGGCGCCACUCCUCUCUUCCAGACUGCCUCCCCGUGGGAGCUCUCUCCGAAUCAGCAUCAGCAUCACCAGCUGCCCAACGUCACCCAGGGCCUUGACCAGUCCAUCGUCGCUCAGGCCGGCUUCUAUGCCACUCCCACCCCUCCCAACCAUCACCAACGAGGAGGCCAACCCCAUACCCUCCCCCAAGAGACCCUGAAUCUCCUCACGCCCGCCCAGCAGGAGAAGCUGCGAAAUAUUGCCAUGCCGGCCCACCUCCAGUACCAGUCACCCAAGAGCGAACCGAGCCCCGGAUCUGCCACGAGCGACCACAAGGCAGCAGGACUGUCCUCCCCGGAUGCCCACGACAGCAAGGCGAGCAGGAAGCGCAAGUCCUCCGCCGACAUCGACGACGACGAUGACGAGGACGACGAGAACCACCCCGUCAAGAAGACGGCCCACAACAUGAUCGAGAAGAGGUAUCGGACCAACCUGAACGACAAGAUCGCCGCGCUUCGGGAUAGCGUGCCCAGCCUGAGGAUCAUGUCCAAGAGCGCGAGGGGAGAGGACACGACCGAAGACCGCGAGGAACUCCACGGCUUGACGCCUGCUCACAAGCUGAACAAGGCUACGGUUCUGAGCAAGGCCACCGAGUACAUCCGCCAUCUCGAAAAGCGAAACAACCGAUUGAUCGACGAGAACAGCGCCAUGCAGAACAGAAUCGCCGCCUUUGAGAAACUCUUCAUGGCCGGCGCGAUGAACGGCGCGAUGAGCCCGCUCCAGCAGCCCCCGACGCCGAUGCAGUACGCGCAGGACCAGUACAUCAACACGCCCAUCGGAACGCCGCGCGGCGAGGCCCAGGGCAUGAUUCCCGUACCCGACGACAUGAAGCGCAUCAUUUCCGCGCAGAUGGCCGCCGGCCAGCCGUACCCCGUGCCGCAGCAGGCCUACCGCGGAAACCCGAACCAAAUGCGCCAGCAACAGAUCCAGCAACAGCAGCAGCAGAUGCAGCAGCAGGGCCGCUGGACCGGCGGCGCUCAGUACUACGGCAGGAUGAUGGUCGGCUCCCUCGCCGGUCUCAUGAUCAUCGAGGCCGUACGAGAGAACGAGCAGAGCAACGAGACCCCCGAGGGUCGCGGCCUCUUUGCCCUUCCCGUCCAGUUUCUCAGCUAUCUCGGAUCAAACUCGUCGCACAUGCACAUUGGCGGAUACCACAUUUCGCCGGCUCAGAUCAUUUCGCACCUCAAAUUUUUGCUCUUCCUUGGCACGUUCUUGUGGGUCUUUGUGCCCUCCCUGUUCGUCCCGUCCGACAAGAAACCGAAAAAGUCGCACCAGCUCCGAGAGUCGCUUCAGGCGGCCGGGUCCGUCGCGUCGCCGAUUCACGUGCGCCGGCAGGCCUGGCUGACGGCCAUCCAAACCGUCUGGGUUCCCAAGCACAACUUCGUCCUCGAGGCUGCGGCUCUCAUCCUGAAGACGAUGAAGCUCAGCCUGCGAAACGCCAUUGGCGUGCACGGCUAUCAGAUGCUCACCGGACUCACCGAGGAGCAGGAGGCUGCCCGCGUCAAGGCCUGGUCUAUUGCUUUGGAUGCUCAGUUGGCUGGAGGUGACGUUGAGAUCAACAAGAGCCGCCUCACCCUUACCCUCUUGGCGUCCGGCACCCUCCCCGAUACCCCGUCUCGGUUGAUGCUCAAGGCCCUCCACGUCCGUGUCCUCCUCUGGGAUCUCGGCUCCAAGGGGCUGCACAACUUUGUCGCUAAAAAGGUUGCCCGCUCGCUCUGGAACGACGCGAGAAACAUGAACCGUGUUCUUGCCCAGCAGCGCCGCAACUCGGAGCAGGUCGAAGACGACCUCCCCGAGCACUUGGCCGCCCUCAUCGAGCUGGAGUGCGACGAUGUCCUCAACAACAGCGUUAUCCAACGGGCCUACAACCUGGCGUGGAACCUGUCCACGACCGAGGGCGUCACCGAGCAAAACGACGGAAUGGACGCCGUCGUCGAUGACCAGGCUGUGCGCUCUCCCCUUGACGCGGUCGCCGCUUGGUGGUCCAGCCAGACCAUCCAGCGCGCCCUCGUCACCAGCCUCGAGGCCACCAAGGACGACGGCGACGCUCCGAGAGUCGUCUCAACCUGCCUGGAAACCGCCCUCAAGACUGCUCCCAUCGGCUCCGGUGUCCAGGCCCGCGCCCUGGUCGCCCGCGCCGUCCUUGUCGACGAGAAGCGCGGUGCCAACAUCGCCUCUGCCCUCCAGAACAUCCAACCCUCUGCCGAACAAAAGUCUUUGACCUCAUUCGCUGCCAUUAUCGAUUCUUCGUCCUCUGCCCAGUCCCCCGAUGUCCAGAUGGCCCUGAAGUGCGCCAUGGCCAUUGCCCACCUCCAGCGCGCCAAGUCCACCGCCGCCUACCCUCAGGAAGGCCUCCGCCUCGUUGAAAAGAUUGCCCGCCCCAGCGCCACCGCCAACAUGUCCCUCCUCGGCUGCACCGCCCUGUUCAAGCUCAUGGAGGAGCUCUACGCCCACCGAUCUUCGACCGAGUCUUUCAGCACGUCGCUCGAGCGCCUCGCCGGUAGCCUGCGCAUCUGGAUCGGCAGCGCACCGGGUGAGAAGUGUGGUCUGGAGCAAGACGUCCGCCACAAGAUGGUGGAUCGCUGCCUCGGCAUCACAAAGAGCGUCGUCGGCAUGGAGACCGACACCGGCUACGGCAGUAUGAGCGAGUGCGAAGAGGACGGGUGCUGA